AUGGUAUACUCUCCUGUGUGUACUGGAAGAACACUGAAUGGGUUGAAGAUGGGUGUUUCCUUCUCCAGACCAACAGCAGCCACUCUGUGUGCUCCUGUGUUCACCUGUCAACCUUCGCUCUCAUCAUGCAGACUGACCCACUUGUAAAUGACAAUAGCGAUCCUGUGAUAGAUGUUAUUGGCAUCUUGGCUAUGGCUGUAGGGCUGGUGUUCCUGAGCUUGGCCCUGUUGACCUUUGUCCUUUGUCGUCGAAAUCCAAGAGUGACCAACACAGCUCGGAUCAAUCUCUGUAUAAGCCUGCUGCUGGCCCACCUUCUCUUUCUGCUCACACAGAAGUUCCUGCAUAACAUACAACCUCAGCAGCUGCUGUGUGCAGUGCUGGCAGGCAUUCUGCACUUCUUCUUUCUCUCUGCUUUUGUGUGGAUGUUCAUUGACGCUGCUCUACUCUUCAUCUCCAUGAAGAACCUAACAAAGAUCCGAUCAAACGAAAAGGCGGGUCUUCUGUGGAAAUUGCUGGUUGUGAUUGGAUACGCUGUACCUCUGUUUGUGGUGGGUGUAUCUGCUGGAGUGUUUCCUAAUGGAUAUGGCAGUGAAAGGUGCUGGCUUAAGACAGGCUUUUUGUGGAGCUUUCUGGGGCCUGUUAGUUUCAUUCUUGCAGCAAACACGAUUCUCUUCAUUUGCAUCUUGAUCAUCAUAAUCUCAACGCUGACAAACAUGAAAAGUAAAUCUCUGAAAAUCAAACGACCUGAAAGUGAACAUCGUUUCAUUAUAAGUGUGGCUCUGAAAACCAUGAGCCAGUUUAUCAUCCUUGGUUGCUCCUGGUUUCUGGGAUACUUCGCACAGAGCAAUAAGGCGUUGGAGAUUAUCUUCCUGUUCCUCAACUCCCAGCAGGGCACCUUUAUCUUCCUGGUCUACUGUGUCCUCAGCCAAGAGGUGAGGCAGUUGUAUAUGAAGUGGUGGCGAGCUCUGCAUGCUGGCCGUAUUCCACAUACUACUGAAGAUCUGCAUACCACAACAUCGAGAUUCUAGAUUUUAACUUUUAUUGAGCAUCAUAUGGUGUUUAUUCAGGGUUAAUGAUUUGAAGAUUUGUAUAUUUUCUUAUAUAUUCUUGUCUUAGAGUUUUAGUUUUAGGUGUGAGGGUGUGUUCUGUGGUGAAUUACAUUUGGAAUAGAGAAAGUAAAAAUAUUUCAGCAAAGAUAACCUGUUUCAUUUUAAAAUGAUCAUUUAUAAAGAUGUUGUUAACAUUCUAGCUUCAACAAUUUAUUCUGAGAAUAGAAACAUGACUGUAGCCUAAAUGUCGACUCUUCUUCAUCAUUAUUUUUACUUUUUGUAGGGUAGACUCCUGUGUUUCAUUGAGAAUACUUUUCUUCCUGUCUCUGAAAAAACAAUCUCUGCUGUUGUGUUUUUUCACACGCUUCUUCACAAAUAGUGAUGUAGUGUAAUUAAUUUUUAAAUAUAUAUAACACUUAAUAGGUACCGUACAUAUUUACCGCAGACUGCACAUAAAGAAAAGUUUUUUUUGUUUUUUUUUUUCAUGAAAAAGCUUUCUUCUGAGCAGUGCCAUCGAAGAACUACUUAUGGAAAACAUUUGAAACUUAA
Colossoma macropomum (tambaqui) is the source of this 1598-nucleotide messenger RNA. RefSeq names its product adhesion G protein-coupled receptor E3-like. The transcript is spliced from 6 exons. Gene Ontology annotation, molecular function: G protein-coupled receptor activity. Gene Ontology annotation, cellular component: membrane. NCBI's taxonomy places the organism in Eukaryota, Metazoa, Chordata, Actinopteri, Characiformes, Serrasalmidae. The record is from RefSeq and is a predicted model, not a curated record. Bases 126 to 1028 code for a protein of 300 amino acids. Gene Ontology annotation, biological process: cell surface receptor signaling pathway; adenylate cyclase-activating G protein-coupled receptor signaling pathway.